This is a messenger RNA of Triticum aestivum (bread wheat), 1375 nucleotides long. Its product is annotated as protein PHOSPHATE-INDUCED 1 homolog. The transcript has a single exon. Lineage: Eukaryota; Viridiplantae; Streptophyta; Magnoliopsida; Poales; Poaceae. The coding region runs from base 66 to 1037 and encodes 323 amino acids. The record is from RefSeq and is a predicted model, not a curated record.
GCAACAUACGAGACACGGGCACGUACGCAAAACCUUCUUCCAAAUCUAAACCCCUCGUUCCCCAAAUGGCCAAGAGAAACCUCCUCCUCCUGGCGCUAAUGGCGCUCGCCUCAAGCAUAGCAGCCGCGUCAGUUACCACGAGCACGAGGAAGCUCAUGUUCCUGGUCCAGCCCCAGCCGAACCAACUCACGUACCACAACGGUGCCGUGCUGCAUGGCGAUAUCCCCAUCUCCGUCCUCUGGUACGGCGGCUUCACGGCUGCGCAGAAGGCCAUCGUCUCCGACUUCCUCCUCUCCCUCUCCGCCGCGCCGGGCGCGUCCCCGGCGCCGUCCGUGUCCCAGUGGUGGAGCAGCAUCCACCAGCUGUACCUCUCCAAGGCGGCGGCCGUCGGCAAGAACGGCGAGCACGGCGCCGGCGCCACCAAGGCCGCACGGGUGGUCCUGUCCGACCAGGUUUCCGACGAGGCGUGCUCGCUCGGGAAGAGCCUGAAGCUGUCCCAGCUCCCGGCGCUGGCGGCGAAGGCGAGGCCCGCGAAUGGCGGCAUCGCGUUGGUGCUCACGGCGCAGGACGUGGGCGUGGAGGGUUUCUGCAUGAGCCGGUGCGGCCAGCACGGGACCAUGGACGCCAAGUCCGGCACGGCCUACGUGUGGGCCGGCAACCCGGCGACGCAGUGCGCCGGGCAGUGCGCGUGGCCGUUCCACCAGCCGGCGUCCGGACCCCAGACGCCGCCGCUGGCGGCCCCGAACGGCGACGUGGGCAUGGACGGGCUCAUCAUCAACGUGGCGAGCAUGGUGGCCGGCGCGGUGACCAACCCGUUCGGCGACGGGUUCUACCAGGGGGAGCGCGAGGCGCCGCUGGAGGCCGCGACGGCGUGCCCGGGGGUGUACGGCAAGGGCGCGUACCCCGGGUACGCCGGCCAGCUGCUGGUGGACGGGGCCACCGGAGCGAGCUACAACGCCCACGGCGCGCACGGGAGGAAAUACCUGCUGCCGGCGCUGUUCGACCCCGCCACCUCCGCCUGCUCCACGCUGGUGUAGGAGUACGGCGGCACAGUGGUGGCGACAAGUGACGUGAGUCCAAUCCGCUGGCUGCCCGUCUAGCCAAGAGUGUAUUGGGUACAACUAAUACAGUAUUGUAGUGCAUACAUCUAUAUCUAUACCACCAUAUAGGGUAAGAAACUACGAAUAACUUGAAAUAAUAACCGUUGGAUGAAGUUGACCUGACGGUAGAAACAUGGCAAAUCCGAAUGUUGCUGACCAUUAAAUCUUCUCGUUACUUCACUAGAUUCUGCCACCUGUGCUAACUAGAAGAUUCCGUGGUUGGACUUAAGCCAUACGGACUGCACAAAACUUAAAUACACUUCUACUUUAUUCUA